Messenger RNA from Alosa alosa (allis shad), 2513 nucleotides. Its product is annotated as interleukin-6 receptor subunit beta. Gene Ontology annotation, molecular function: cytokine receptor activity; cytokine binding. Gene Ontology annotation, biological process: cytokine-mediated signaling pathway. Gene Ontology annotation, cellular component: external side of plasma membrane; signaling receptor complex. Lineage: Eukaryota; Metazoa; Chordata; Actinopteri; Clupeiformes; Clupeidae. The coding region runs from base 62 to 2425 and encodes 787 amino acids. The transcript is spliced from 16 exons. The record is from RefSeq and is a predicted model, not a curated record.
UGAGAGUCAAGCUCAGUGUAAGGACAUCGACCUGGCAGUAGCUUACUCAAAGACAACGAAAAUGGCUUACAAAUACAAGAUUACUUCUCAUGUCAUCGUCUGUGUAGUAUUUGAGUGGCUACCUUAUGUUAUAAGCACGCCUGCAGCUGGCUGCAACAUGAGCCACAUUCCUCAAUGCCCAUCAUCAUCAGAAGGUGAAGCAAAUAAACUGGACUGCUUUCGGUUGAUUGGUUCACACACCAAGCACCAGUGUGUGUGGGAGCCUGGGGAGUCCUUAAAUAUCUCCAGAUUCAAACUGCUGGUAGAAAAAGAUUGGCUAAAUAAAACACGUUGUAAAGAGCACAGGAUCACAGGAACAUCUGUGCCUAUAGGAAAGGUGAGCGAAAGUGCGAAAGAGCGAAAGCUGAAAGCUUAUGUUGUUGAGAAUGGGAUGAAUUGCACCCUGGCAACGUUCGAGGGCUCCCCUGCAAAUAUGAUUCGUUGUCGUGCUGACGUGGAAUUGCAGCGGCGGUCUGGACAACUGUUUGUUAAAGCAAGUUGGGAUGAGGGAAAUGAUAUACAAAAGUAUUUUGUAAAGUAUCGAGAGUACUCCAUAAACAACUUGAAUGAUUCAUGGACAACGGAGUUGUCCCAACAUAAGCGUGACCACACCAUAAAGAAUCUCAACUCAUCCAUGUUAUAUGAAGUGCAAGUGCAGUGUCUCAACACAUCAAAAUGUACCCAGUGUGCACCAAGCAGAGUCUUCACUGUGCCUCAGGAACUUACCAGAGCGCCUGUCGUAAAGUGUAACAUGGAUGGGUUUCACCAGGGGAGGAGAAAAGUAACCAUAUCAUGGGAGUCUCCGUCAUCUCUGGGCGUGGCACAACACAAUGUGAGAGUGCAGAAGGUGUCUUGGGAGCUCAACGAGACCUUUGUGACACAGAGCAGCGACUCCACCAUGAGCCUCCUUCUCUCCCACUCAGCCUAUCGUGUCAGCCUCAACUCGAGAAACAACGUCUCUGAGUCGCCGAAGACUCCCUGUGCCAUAGAGCCAGCCCUGGAGGAUAUGCGAAUCGAGGGAGCUUUGAAGGCGACAUUCAACAGCAAUCACAGUUUUAACCUCUCAUGGAAUAGCAGCCUAACAAAUGCGUACGAGUGCUACACUGUGGAGUGGUUCCUGAAGGGAGACAAUGCAACAGCGUUCGAGUCCUUCUACUCCAACACAAAACAGAGGACAAUAGACAUUAAAAAAGAGACACCUUUCCUUCCCUACAAGAGAUACAUAUUUCUCCUGCACGUAAAGCCAUUCAAGGAAACCUGCGAACUCAAGCAACUUAACAGCAGUGAUAUCACAUGCGGAUGGACAGAAGCGUAUUUACUGGAAGGAACCCCAGUCAGUGAUCCACGGAAUGUUAGCCACUCCAAUGUGACGGACAGCUCUGUGGUCAUCACAUGGCUUCCAAUCCUAGAGGACGAGCUGCAGGGGUUUCUGCAGGGAUACAUGCUCUACUUAUUCAACGGAGGCACAAAGUCAAACAUUACGUUGGGUCCCGAGAUCAGCAGCUAUAAGUUAACCGGUCUAAAGAGCGGGAGUGACUACCAUGUUGAGAUGGCGGCCUUCACAUCCAGAGGAGAGGGGAAGCGCAGUUCGCCCUUAUACUUUGGAACAAAUCCAUCAGACACAGAACCUAGUGGUUGGAUCUUGGUUGGAUCAGUUCUCACAGGGGUCGUUAUGCUCCUGGUUGCAGUACAUCUCUGCAUUCGCUUAACCGAUAGGGUAAAGGAAGCCUUGUGGCCAAGCAUACCAAACCCGAGCAACAGCAGUGCCAUUCAGAAAAUUGACAGAGAGUAUGAGCUGGAGCCAAUGGUGUUAAUGAAUGGCCCGAUAGUCCAAGAACACUGGGACUCUGGACCGCUGUACCUGAUGGACUCCAGGAAGGAGAACAAGAAGAAUACAGCAUCGAACCCUCUCCUGGGCAAACAGAGUUGCGAUGCAUCGGGUCAGGGCUUUGAUAAUAAAGACACGGUAACACCAUCCAGUGGGAUGGAAAAACAGGAAACAGGUCCAUCUACAGACUUAACAGCCAUUGAGGUAGACUCCACACCUCCGGAGUGUGGCAGCACAGAGUUUGGCAAGACAGACAUCAAAGACAUACCCUGCCAAAGGACAAAGGUGGCUAUAGCCGCCACCGCAGCCACAGCCCUGGCUGGCUGUGAUGCCAGACCGGCAGUGGCUUUCAUGAGCGACUACACCACCAUGGAGCUUUUCCAGCAGGCCACCAUAGCCAUACAGGCAGAGUGCCACCCUUGCCAGCCUGUAAGCUCGAUGCCAACCUGCUUCCCACCAGCAGGGCUGGACUACAUCCACCAGUCCCAGUUGUACACGCCAGAGUCAUGGACAGAUGAGACACAUGGAACUGCAAACGAACAGGCUUCUGUGCUUUGAAGUUAGCGCUUUCUAGAAAACUCCAAAAUGCUGGGAUAGAUUACAGGGGUAAACAAGACCAUGAAAGCUGUAUGACUUCCAAACAAGA